AUGGAAAUUUAUUGUGAGAAAGUUAAGGAUUUAUUGUGUCCAAAGAAUGAUAAUUUGAAAGUUCGAGAACAUCCAGUUUUGGGUCCAUAUGUUGACAAUCUUGAAAAAAUUGCUGUCAAGUCUUAUGAAGAAACAGUAGCAGCUACAAAUAUGAAUUCAACGUCAUCACGUUCACAUGCAAUUUUUACAAUUGUGCUUACUCAACGAGAGCAUGUUAACAAUUUGGAUACUGAAAAAGUGAGCAAAAUUUCGUUGGUCGAUCUUGCUGGUUAG
Meloidogyne enterolobii is the source of this 273-nucleotide messenger RNA. The record is from the annotation of a GenBank genome assembly. Lineage: Eukaryota; Metazoa; Nematoda; Chromadorea; Rhabditida; Meloidogynidae.